AUGCAGAAGGUGCGGCUGAAGUGGGUGAAGAACCGAGGCCUGGACCACCUCAUCGCCCGCACCACCUCCAUCCGCUCGUCCUGCCUCCUGCUGGACUACCUCGCCCGCCAGCCGUCGCCCCCCGUGCCGGCGCGCGCCCUCGCGCGCUUCCAGAAGCCGCUCGGCCUCACCUUCCCGGUGCUCCGCUUCCUCCGCCGCCACCCGACCCUCUUCGCCGAGCAACCCCACCCUCGCUUCCCCUCCCUCCCGGCCUUCUCCCUCACGCCCGCCUCCGACAUCCUCCUCGCCCGCCUCGCGCGCGCCUCCGCCGCCGACUCCCACCUCCGCCUCGCGCGCCUCCUCCUCCUCACCCGCUCCAGGUCGCUCCCGCUGGCCUCCAUCCUCCCGCUCCGCUUCGACCUCGGCCUGCCCUACGACUUCGCCUCCGCCUUCCCCUCCACUCACCCCGACCUCUUCACAGUCUCCAACAACCACAUCUCGCUCUCCACCUCCCACCUCCCGGAGGACAUCGCCGUAUCCUCCCUGCAGCGCCGCCACGCCGAGGCCAUCACGGGGGCGACCUACCGCGCCAUGUCCCGCUCGCCGUCCUCCUCACUCGCCCCCCUCGCGUUCCCGAUGCGGUUCCCGCGAGGGUACGGCGGGAUGAAGAAGGUCAAGGCCUGGAUGGACGAUUUCCACCGGCUGCCUUACAUCUCGCCCUACGAUGACGCCUCAGGGAUCGACCCCGACAGCGACAUCUACGAGAAGAGGAACAUCGCUUUGCUGCACGAGUUGCUCGGGCUGAUGGUGCACAAGAUGGUGCGGAGGAACGCCAUCCGGCUGCUCCGGGAGGAGCUCGGCCUGCCUCACAAGUUCACGAGGCUGUUUACGCGCUACCCUGGGGUCUUCUACCUGUCGUUGAAGUGCAAGACGACCACGCUGGUGCUUCGCGAGGGGUACGAGAGGGGGAAGCUCGUGGAGCAGCACCCCCUCGCCGCGGUGAGGGACAAGGUGCACUACGUGAUGCGCACUGGCGUGCUGUACCGUGGGAAGGGCUUGUCCAAGCUGGUUUUGGACGAGGAUGAUGAUGAAGAGGGUGCACUGGAUGGAGACAAGGAGUUUCAAGGGUACGGGAUGGAUGAGGAUGCUGAUGUUGAGUGCUUUGGAAUGGAGAUUGUGGACGAUGACGGGUCUGGUCUCGAGGACAAUGAUGAACAUGAUGGUUAUGAUUAACAUGGGAUGGUGACUUGAGCUUGCCCAUUGCUGCUAAUUUGAGAUGAUGGGGUGGCGGCUUUGGUUGGGAUUUCUCAACAGGCUUCAACUUA
Messenger RNA from Lolium rigidum, 1304 nucleotides. RefSeq names its product protein WHAT'S THIS FACTOR 9, mitochondrial-like. Gene Ontology annotation, molecular function: RNA binding. The transcript has a single exon. NCBI's taxonomy places the organism in Eukaryota, Viridiplantae, Streptophyta, Magnoliopsida, Poales, Poaceae. The coding region runs from base 1 to 1212 and encodes 403 amino acids. The record is from RefSeq and is a predicted model, not a curated record.